AUGCCGAGGCCUUUAUAUUCUCCUUCUUCACUUCUUUGCCCUCAGGGCCUGCGAGGGGCCCCCCCUGGGGGCCCCGUUAGGUGUGGGGGCCCCCAAAGGGGGCCCCCACACCGUCUUUCUGCUGCGUUUCAGCAGCAGCAGCAGCAGCAACAGCAGCAGCUGCAGCAGCUACAGCAGCAGCGCGAAUUCGCCAGCCUCUCUGCUCUCUGGGGGGCCCUGCAGGAGCGGCUGGGGGGGUCAAAGAGGGGCCCCCCGGGGGCCCCCCGCCUGAGAAAUCGGGUACCAGGGGGAGCGGCAUCGAAGGCCCCUGUUGUUGGUGGGGGCCCCCAGGGGGGCCCCCUAGAGGGGCCCCUAGGGGGGCCCCCAGGGGGGCCCCCAGGGCCCCUUGAGAGCAGCAAGAGCAGCGAAGCCAUCCAGCAGCAGCUGAUGAAAAUUUAUAAAAAUGUUACGCCCGAGGAGAGACGCAAGCUGGGGAGACAAAAAACUAUGGGGGCCCCGUUUUUUCGGGAGCUGAAUGAAGAAGAGUAUAUAGCCUAUCAACGAGAGAGUGGUUUGCUGCUGCAGCAGAAGCAGCUGUGGUGUAUAACCCCAAGACAAACAGCAGCACGAGAGCUGCCGCUGCAGCUGCAUAUGAGGGCCCCCGUGCAAGAGCUUAUCUAUAGAUUCUUUGGGCGGCAUCAAGAGUACCCGCAGAUUGCGUGGCAGCUGCUGCACCUCAUCUUAGAGCGAGUUGAGAACGAGCAGCUGAAAAAAAACGGCAGCAGCAGCAGCAGCAACAACUGCUCUUGCAGCAGCGGCAGCUGGGGGGUAGCGAGAAAGGCUGCAGCAGCAGCAGCUGCUGCUGCUGUUGCUGCUGCUGCUGCACCUACCGCUGCUGCUGCUGCUGCUGCUGCUGCUGCUGCUGCUUGA
Messenger RNA from Eimeria mitis, 909 nucleotides. RefSeq lists its product as uncharacterized. The record is from RefSeq and is a predicted model, not a curated record. The transcript is spliced from 5 exons. Bases 1 to 909 code for a protein of 302 amino acids. Lineage: Eukaryota; Apicomplexa; Conoidasida; Eucoccidiorida; Eimeriidae.